Molecule: messenger RNA, 1831 nt
Organism: Paramacrobiotus metropolitanus
Lineage: Eukaryota; Metazoa; Tardigrada; Eutardigrada; Parachela; Macrobiotidae
Product: fibroblast growth factor receptor 2-like
Exons: 8
Coding region: 1-1233 (410 amino acids)
Biological process (GO): peptidoglycan catabolic process; multicellular organism development; protein phosphorylation
Cellular component (GO): signaling receptor complex
Molecular function (GO): transmembrane receptor protein tyrosine kinase activity; zinc ion binding; ATP binding
Source: RefSeq, a predicted model, not a curated record
AUGACGACGCGCUGCUCAGAAGUGGAUAUCAUCUCGCGCUCUGCAUGGGGCGCCCGUCCUGCCCGCGUGGCAAAUAUGACAAAGCUACCACAGCCCGCCAACGGUAUGGUGUUCACGCAUUCGUUUGGCGACGCCUGCUAUGAUGCCCGCAACUGCUCCCUGAUCACGCAGCCCAUGCAAAACUAUCAUAUGGAGACUAACGAAAUUUCCGACGUUGCUUACAACACCGCCCGUGAUACCAUCACCACCCAUAGAACCACAAGCAUUUCGCGAUGGGUUUAUCGCCGGAUCGAUAAUGGCGCUGCUAAUCGGUGUGAUCCUGUUAGGUAUCGUUUACUGGCGGGGAAAAGAACAGCGAAAAAGGUUCAAGCACUUCUGCCGCGCUACCGACUAUACUAUCGCAACGAACUGCAGAAAACUAUUCCAGCGGAAACAGUUGAUCACUUUCUGAUACCGCGACGUUCCAUCGAUAUAAAAAACGAACACUUAGGGAGCGGCCGCGAUGGCCAUGUUUUCAUGGGAUCCAUGCAGUGCAAAGACAUACGGCGCGCUAGUUGGUCAUCCACGGGCACAUCGGGUUCAUGGCCCGUGGCGGUGAAGAUGCUACGGGAUUUCCCUCGGAACCAGUCAGCGACUAACGCAUUUCUGUCCGAAAUGGCCGUUCUGAUGAAAGUCGGACGACAUAGCAACAUAGUCAGCUUAGAGGGCGUGGUUCUGCAAAGAAAACUAAUGAUGGUUAUGGAGCACUGCGAACUACGAUCCUUGGAGUCAUAUCUAUACACUAUGCGAACCUCUACAGGACCUUUACAAUCCGAAUCGUCCAGUGAAGACCCCAUUUCCAAAAUUGCUCCACAAGAACUGGUCAGUUUCGUCUACCAGAUUAGUCGGGGCAUGGAGUUCCUCGCCAGUAAAAGCGUCAUACAUCGCGAUCUGGCCGCUCGCAAUGUGCUGUUGGAUGCGCAGAAGGUUGCCAAGAUCGCCGAUUUCGGGAUGGCAAAGGAGCAACCUAUCUACACACUAGAACGCGAUAAAGUUCCUCUGCCUGUCCGUGGGUUAGCGCCUGAAUGUCUGCAGCCAAUCGUGCCAUCUUUUCCACUGCCAGCGAUAUGUGGUCCUUUGGCGUACUGGUCUGGGAGAUUUUCACACUCGGUGCAGAGCCGUACGCUAUGGAAUUCCCCAAUGGUAUCUGGUACGAUCAGCUGUGUGCAUUUCUUCGAGAUGGCACACGCCUGAACCUUCCUGAACGAUGUCCCACCGAAAUACGUCAAACGACCCUGGAAUGUUGGGAGUUUUGGUCGGAACGGCGUCCCGAUUUUUCCACGAUUCGUAAUCGUGUGGAACCUCUUGUGCCAAUGAUCGCAAAGUACAUCGCUUGUGAUGCGGCGAUCGGGGCGCCAAAUUGAUGGUCUCGCAAAUCCCAUGAGGCUUGAGGCUCUGAUAAGCGAAGGACUAUUAUUAACUUAGUGGAUGACCUUAGCACAGUCGGCAGUUAGAACUUAGACCUAUCUUUAUAAACGUGUAAGGUAACCCCGCAACUCUCGGAUGGCUGGUUGUCUGAGAUUAUCUUCGCAACAGAAACAUAGCCUACUGCGAGAGAAUGGAGAGCGUCCAGACGUUGUUCCCAUUGCAUGCGAGACAUGCACUUGGUGUGAUGUUACAGUACCUUUGUUAAAGAAAAUGGGUAAGAAACUGUUCAUUAGAACGGGCGAGAGCCGCUCCACUUGUUUUUUGUUUCAAUGUUUAAGUUUGGAGAUUAUGCGUGGUAAAGCUAUGAGCGUAUUGUGCACAGUUCUUUCUCGUGCAAAUUGGGAUAGGUUCCUCAUUUGAUCGG